Molecule: messenger RNA, 1326 nt
Organism: Ictalurus punctatus (channel catfish)
Lineage: Eukaryota; Metazoa; Chordata; Actinopteri; Siluriformes; Ictaluridae
Exons: 2
Coding region: 750-1208 (152 amino acids)
Source: RefSeq, a predicted model, not a curated record
AUACAACCCCUUUUCCAUUCUUUCACCUUUUCUCACUCACUUUUCAGUUCCAAAGUUAUUGCCAAUAUUCCAAUCACAAUAUUGGGUCCUUUUGGAGACCAACUUAGUCUUCCUUCCUGCCCUGGGGCUUCUCCUCGAGACAACAGAGUAACUAAUGCAGGACUUUGAAGAAACAGGCGCCUGCUGUGCCCUUUUCCCUAGGCGGCCUAUCUGCUGCCCCUGGGGAGUAAGUCCAACAAGCAGGAUCUCAGACCCCUGGGUCUACCCAGUCCCAUCUGGGGUGCCAAAAUGUGGAUCAAUUUUCCAUCCACUACACAGUUACAGUUAUAAUUUUACUGAAGAUUAGACAUACUUACAUCAACUAGUCAUCUUUUUGAAGAGUAAAGUACCACACAGAACCAGAGAGUGAGAAAAAGCAAAGGUCAAAGUUUAUUGUUCCACCACACGAGAUCCACACCAUUUCAGAUGUCCCAAAAGUGAUCUGAAAACCCAAGAGUGGGGCUCCCCUUUUUAUACAGUGUCUUGCUAUGAGCCUCCACCCUCCAUGUCUAUUUUUAAUACCAAUAGGUAUGACCAUAUUUAUACCCCAAUGCCCAUUAUGUUCUUCCUUUAAACAUUUCCCAGUACCCUUAGCAUUGCCCUAUCAUCAGUUUAGGUUUUUAAAAACCAACUUCUUCUUUUCUUCAUCAUUCACGCCUGACUUUGACUGGGAGAGGACCUAGACAACAUAUCUCUCAUAUCCACCUACCAUGGCUAGUAACAGUGGAUUCGGCUUUCUGCUCUCAUCCUUAGAAGGCUUGGAGGGUUUAGACCUGAACACCCGCUACCAGCUGUCUCACUUAUUCGCAGACUUGAAUCUCUUGAUCGAUGUUCUACGUACCCCAGCCGAGACCUCAACUUUUCCACCACCUUUAAGAUACAGGCUCAGUCCAGCUACGAUUGGCGUUGAUGUUUCAACUCAGACAGAUUUUCCCUCCUAUGUACCCUCUGAACAUUCCUCUGAAUACCCUGAGGACGAUGAUGACAUGGCUCGCUCUGAUCCUGAAUCCAACUUCUCUCAGCCCUAUACUCCUGCUAGUCCUGAUUAUUCCGAUACCCUGUUGAGUCCUACUUCUUCUCCGGGGCACACCCCAUACUAUAAGCCUUUCUCCCCUUUCUGCUAUGCUUCUCCAACAGACUAUACGCCCACUAGUCCUACUUAUUCUUAAUAAAACAUAUUUCUCUGUACCCCUAGUUUUCCCUUGUGUUUUGUUUCCUUCAUUUUUCACUCACAACAGAUUCCUAAAAUGGUGUAAGUGCUGUUUUUAGUUUCUCAGUUGCAAAAGG